UCACCACUCUCAGUGGCCCCAGUGCGGGUCGGUCCGUGACUGACUGACACCGCCGCAGUCCCCGCCGGAGGCGGCGAGGUUUUCCCCUUGCCCUUUUGCCCUUCUCCAUUCGGAUCGACUCGGCUCGGCUCUGCUCGGCUUCGGUUCAACCCACCUCCCACUUCCAAUCGAAUCCGGUUCGCCCCUCCCAUUCCUUUCCUUUCCCCUAACCCCCAACUCACGCCGCAUCGCCUCGCCUCACACCAAUGGAUGCCAAAACCCUAACCCCUGAAGUGGCGGGUGCGUACGCGGACGCCACGGGACCCGAAACCCUAGUCGCCGGGGAGCUCGUCUGGGCCAAGCCCUCCAAGUCCCGCCGCCACUGCUGGUGGCCCGCGCGCCUGCUCUCCGCCUGCCCCGCCACCACCCGGGACGCCUGCGUCUCCUACUUCCGCGAGCCCGCCGCCACCGGUGGCGCGCCCGCGCAGGUCCGGCGCUUCGCCCACCCCGACGCCGACGGCAUGGCCCGGGGCAGCACCGCGCGCGCCUUCCUCGUCGCCGUUGAUGAGGCCCACGCGCACGCUGUCGCGAUCCUGCGGUCCGCACUCACCUGCGGCUGCGUCCCACCUCCGUCGACCGAGACGGACGGUGCCGUCGGGGUCGCCAACCUGCCGUCCGAGGAGUUCCUCGCGGCGCUCCGUGACGCCGCGCUGGGCGUCCUCCCCGUCGGCCUGGUGGACCGUGCCAGGCUCAAGAGCUGGGUGCGCGCGUUCGGGGAGGGCUGGGGUCCAGAUGGGGCGGGGCACUACCCACGGCGCCCGCUGGAGGACCUCGUGGACAAGAUCGAUCUUGAUGUGCCCGCCGGCGAAGACAGAGAUGCUGAUGAUUGGUUCGCCGAGGACGAGCACACGGCAUUGGAGAGGCCACAAGAGACACCCAUGCAGAAGAAGCGCAGCGCCGCCUCCCUCAUGGACAAGUUGGGUGCAAGGGAGGAUGAGGACAAGAAUGACAGCACCACUGGGCCAGGAACGUCCGGGAAGCGAGAGCGUAAGAAGAGUAAGUACCUAUCACCACCGUACACCAACUUGGGUGUGAUUGUGCUUCCCCGCAAGGCGGUUGAUUUGCCAAAGACAUUGGUGCCCAGUGCUGCUGAAGAUGACAGUAAGGUGUUGCCAGACAGCAUUGUUGUGGAAGAGGUCUUGUUGUUGGUCCAGGGCUUAGCGAAGGACGUCCAUCAUAAGAGCCGUUUUCCAAAGGCUGCAGAGGAAUUUCUCGGUUUGUUUAGAAGCUCAGCAUUCACGGGGGUUGCUGACUUUGAGUCCUACGAGGUAGAUGAAUGUCCAGCAGAGCAUGUCUUUGGAGAGGUUGGUGCAGACAUUGCUGCGGGUAUGGUGUCUGAUUCACAUGCUGUUCUGAAACAAGGCAAGUGUGUAUCAAAGAGGAGCAGGAAAAAAGAUAAAGAUGGGAGUGGGAGUGGGAGUUCUUCUAUCAAGAGGAAGAAGAGGGAUAAAACCUCUCCUCCUGCUACACUUGGCCGGGGAAUAUUGAUUACCCCUGCUAUUCCUAUCAGGCAAGUGAAAGCAGAAGAUAUAAUAAGCCAGAUGAAAGCAGGAAGUGAUGCAAGGGGUAUGGGAGUUGGGAUUCAGGAUGAGAAAGCCAAACCAUUAGCGUUCAAAUGUCCUGUUUCAGCUGCAGUUCCUGGGGCAACAAAACUAGGACAGGAGCAGGUCCAAGCAAAUGUUGGAUCUGUUGUGAAGAUACCUGUGACUGCUGGCAGUACCUUGUCUGACCAAACUGCUAAAGAGAAUAAUGAGGCUAAGGUGGGAGCAAGAAAGUCAGAAACAAAUGUGCAAACUGGUAUCAUAGAUGUGCAUGUCAGAAGCGUUCCAAUGGAAGCAUUGAAGUCAGAAUCUAGUAUUCGCAAAGAUGAGAGUAUGCAUAGCAUUGUUGCAGAUGUGCCUAUCAGUUGUGUUUCAAAGGAAGCAACAAAAUCGGAAGCUAAUAUUUGCUUAGAUGAGAAUAUGCAAAGUGCUGUUGCCGUUGUGCCUGACAGAAGUGUUUUGAAGGAAGCAACAGGGUUGGAAGCUGAUAUUCUCAUAGAUGAGAAUGUGCAAAGUGUUGUUGCAGAUGUGCCUGUCAGAAGUGGACCGUCUCCUAUGCAUGGAGACAUAGCUCAGACCAUAGGUGAAAAUAAAGAGCAUGCAAGUGUAGAAGUGCGUACAGUCCAGCAGUCUUAUGCUUCCCUGCAAGCCAUGGUGCCAGAAAUGCUUCAGAAAGUGGAGGGCACUAAUGGCACAGAUGUAACCGCUGUGAACUGUGCACUCAAAUAUGACUGUCAAAUGGAUGAAGAACCUGACCAGAAGGUGAAGCUAACUGCGGAAGCUGCGGCAAAUCAUUCCUCUGGUGAAGCUGCAAAUGGCACUUGCCCUGAUCCAGCUAAUUCUACCCAUAAGAAAAAGAAGAAGAAAGCUGCACAACACUUUGGGAAUCCGGCAGCCCUUGUUGUGAACUUCAGAGGUGGUGUUAUUCUCCCUUCCAAAGAGGAACUACUCUCCACAUUUGGUAAAUUUGGCUUCUUGAUCGAGUCUCAUUCUGAGAUUGUGAAAGAUACUCGCAGUGCUCGUGUUGUGUUUGCGAAAAGCACUGAAGCUGAGGCGGCGUAUGAGAGCGCAGAAACCCUUGGCCAAUUUGGGCCUCCGUUUGCAGAAACUCUAAGGCUCGAUUAUCUUCCUCCGAUCAAGUUGAGCAGCCCUUCACCUCCACCUGCCUCAAAUCCUGAGGAUAUUAGGAAAAACUUGGAGAAAAUGAUUGCAUUCCUGACUCAGAAGAAGGCAAAAUCAUCGGCUGGACUGGAGCCUGUCACAGAAAAACUACUGGGGGAGAUGCAGGACCUUUUGGCAAAAGUUAACAAGAUGGUUAGCGGGACUUCUACUAGUACUCCUCCUUAGCCCUGCUGUAAGGAUUAUGGUUCUAACCUCUGGGUAGUUAGUGUACUUAUUGUCUAUGGUUGCUGUCUAGUUAAUUAUAGCUGCUGCAUUCUAGUUGUUAUGAUGAACUGGAUCUUUUGGCCAUUUCAGCAGCUACGGUUUGGAACACCUGUGAAUGGUAAGGCGUUAUCGUGCCACUGUUUUGUGUAUUACUAUAUGCUAAUAAGGUCGCAGUUUCUUUU
Molecule: messenger RNA, 3148 nt
Organism: Phragmites australis (common reed)
Lineage: Eukaryota; Viridiplantae; Streptophyta; Magnoliopsida; Poales; Poaceae
Exons: 1
Coding region: 246-2927 (893 amino acids)
Source: RefSeq, a predicted model, not a curated record